AUGCAAGAGUUGGAGGCGAGUCUCUUGCUCAAACUAGGAGACAGGAUUAAUGCCCGCAUAGAAGGCCUAGAGCCUCGGCUUAAUCCUGCGCCACUGCUUAGGCCUCCCCUGGCAGCGGACAAGGCGAAGAAAGGAAAGGAGAGGGCGGUAAGAAACCCACCUGUCCUACCGGCGGUUGUCACCCCCGUAGCUCCCGUGGUGACUGCUGCCGUUUCUGGAGCCGAAAAGGACACGAGACGUGGGAAGGAGAAGAAGAAGACGGAUGGACCUUCUCGGCCGCAGAACCCGGAUACUCUGGAGGAGAACUGGGUCACUGUGGUGAAGAAGAAAAAGAAGACGGAAGAUAGGACGCAGGCAAGAACGGGCCCGGCUCCUAAGCCAAAGAAGAGUGCCCAGGCUAAGCCCAAGCCGAAACCGAAGCUUAGGAUGCCUCGGUCGUCAGCUGUAGUGAUCACCCUCACCGAUGAGGGCAGAAGAAGGCCAAGACGGCGAUACGCGCGCGCAAGCUGUGCGACAUCUGCCCUCGGCUCGGGGCUGGGCAAAGGCUUAGCUGAUACCAGCCCCUUGACCGAACAGAGCAGUGGCAGACGGGCUCUUGGAUGGUUUAGUGGGUAG
Leptosia nina is the source of this 615-nucleotide messenger RNA. The record is from the annotation of a GenBank genome assembly. NCBI's taxonomy places the organism in Eukaryota, Metazoa, Arthropoda, Insecta, Lepidoptera, Pieridae.